AUGGCGACCUCAACCACCACCCUCUCCCCUACGGCUUCCGCCUCCAUCACCGCCGUAGGAUCCGAGGACCCCUCCGACGUCAUGAUGAAUCACCUCCAAGAAGUCCUCCUCCUCAAUUCUGACCCCGUCUCCCUCCUCAACUCCUUCGAAGGCGACGACUUCCUUGAACAACUUGCCCCUGUCGUCGAAGACGCUCUCAACUCCCAAGCCGUCGAUCUCCUCGUCGAGCGACUGGCUACCAUAACCGCCCAGAAAGAAACAGAGGUCCAGGAGCUCUGCAACAGCAAUCAGCAGGAAUACACAAGAGCCGUUCAGCAGCUUGCCAGAGUUAAACAGAAUUCAGAACAAAUGCGCUCAAGCGUGCUCGGCAUCAACCAAUCAAUCCAGCAAUCCGGACGCGCUCUCAACAAAAUGCUCAAAGACUCGCAGGGCGCCAGGAGCAAUAUCGACGAUGCCACCGCCGCCCUGCGCCAAUGCCUCAAAGUUCUGCACAUGACAAACCAAGUCUACGAGAUGAUUGAACAAAAGAAAUACUUCCAGGCUCUCAAAAGCCUCGACGACCUGCAAAAAAACCAUCUCCAGGAAGUCGCGCAAUUCGAAUUCGCCCAACGCAUCCGCCACUCCGUGCCCGUCAUGAAAGACACCAUCAAAGAAGACGUCCACACCGAUCUCUCGGUCUGGCUCCAAAGCGUGCAAGAGGUCGUUCCUCAGAUCGGCAUGAUUGCCUUCAGCGCCACAGAAGUCCGUCGACGCAAAUGGAAGGCUAAAGUUGACAAAGACCCGCAGUUGCGCUUCUACAAACUAAACUCUGCUGUCGAACUUGCCAUGGAGCAAGAUGAUGACGAUGAGCACUUCGACCCCCUUGACAACGCACACAUCAAAGUCGAUCUCACCCCGUUCUACGACUGCGUGCUCAUCUACACCGCCCUCGGCUCUCUCGACGAGUUCCGCGAACAAUACGCCUACGGCCGCGUCCAAGACAAAGACCAACUUCUCCCCAAAUCAAUAGCCUUCACCGACGACGACAUCAGUCCGCUCGAAAACCUCCUCCACAGCGCCUGCGGCUUCGCCAUCGUCGAGCGCGCGACAGUCCGCAUGGCAUACAAAGUCCGCACCGCCGAAUCCGUCGACGCGCUCUGGGAAUUAAUGUGUCAGCGCAUCGCCGACCUUAUCGAUCCCGUGCUGCCGACCUUGCAAAACCCUGAAACCCUGCUGCGCGUGCGCACCUUGCUCGGUCUCUUCAUCCAGACGAUGGAGAGCUUUGAGUUCUCGGUCGUCCGGCUGCAUAGCUUCAUGCUCUCGUUGUUUGGCAAGUACUCUGACUUUCUCAAAGAGCGGUUUGCUCAGGAAUUCAGCCAGAGCGUCAUGGAAGACGACUACAUGCCGAUGGUCAUCAACCAGCGCGAACUCUGGGAACAAGUCGUAAACAUCAGCUGGUACCAGGCCGACGUCGACCCAGACAAAGUCACAUUCCCAUGCGUCCUGCCAUUUUCCCAAGUCUACCCGCUUUCCUGCGCCGAGCUGCGCAACUUUGUCAACCAGCACUACAACUUUGCAGACGAGUUCACCGAGCAAAACCCCGGCCAGAUCGAGUCGCGCCUGCGCACGUCCGUCGACGAACUGCUGGUCGACGUCGUCUGCGCGAUCUUGAUCAAGCGGCUCAAGAGCAGCAACCGCGAGGAAAUCGUGCAGAUAUUCAUCAAUCUCGAGUACUUUGAGAUCGCAGCAUCCGCGAUCGAGCACACGCUCAACGAGACCGCGACAGUGCACCUCGCUGAACCGAUCAAGCUGCGGGCGGUCACUGAAUUCGCGCAGGCGCGCAAGAACGCCGAGCAACGCAUCUUCGAGCUCAUCAACUCCAAGAUCGACGACUUUCUCGAAAUCGCAGAGUAUGACUGGGAAACGACGGUCGAGAACUCUGCGCCGAGCUCGUACCUCGUCGACAUGGUCCGCUUCCUCGAAACGCUCGUCAACCAAACGCUCGUGCACCUGCCAAAAUCCAUCACGAGCUUUCUGUACUUUGACGCGUUCGACCACCUCGCGACCUCGAUGCUCGACCUCAUCCUCCACGCCGGCCGCCGGAUCAGCAAACCCGCGCUGCACAACUUCAACCGCGACGUGCACUACGUCGAGAGUUUUGUCUACGAACUCGGCCAGCCGAAAAGCAAGCCCUCGUCCUCCGCCGCGCUGACGACCGUCACCGCCUCGCUCGGAAACAGACUCACCAGCCGCUCGCGCAACCCGUCCGUGACCAGCAACGCGAGCAGUAACCCGCCAGAAGACCCAGUCCUGGUCCGCCACCGCAGCGGCGACGACACAGACGACAACAGUCUGCUCACGACCUUCACCGAGCUACGGCAGACGAUCGACCUGCUGAUGUCGCCCAAUAUCGAGGAGUACAACAACACCGAGGUCAGGAUGCGCAAGUACGGCCGGGUGAAUCCGCAGAACGCGAUCGCGCUCGUGGAGAAGUUGCAUGCUGCGCCGAUCGCGCCGCCGUCGCGGUCGAGAAUGCUUUAUCGCGGGCGGAACAACAAUUAGCAAAGGCGAGAGAGAGUGUAUGAUUACCGAUGGAGUAGAAAGGUGUUGUAUCAUAUUAUCUUCCUGAGUUGUACAGAGUAUGCGACGACUUGAUGGUCGAGAUUAUUGCAUGGGAUAGAGAAAUGAUUAGGUGAUAGGUUACAUUACAUCCACACUACUCAAUGCUUAUCGAAGGCGUUACCAGCAAAUCGUACAUCCAGAGUCCCCCAAAACCGUAAACAACAAUAAAAAUUAAAGAGUGUAAACCGAGAUACAACUGCUUGUAUCACCUUUAAACAACAAAAGUGACGUGCCAACUCCGUUAAAAACACAU
Myxozyma melibiosi is the source of this 2854-nucleotide messenger RNA. RefSeq names its product exocyst complex subunit Sec15-like-domain-containing protein. Gene Ontology annotation, biological process: exocytosis; intracellular protein transport; Golgi to plasma membrane transport. Gene Ontology annotation, cellular component: exocyst; membrane. Lineage: Eukaryota; Fungi; Ascomycota; Lipomycetes; Lipomycetales; Lipomycetaceae. The coding region runs from base 1 to 2541 and encodes 846 amino acids. The transcript is spliced from 4 exons. The record is from RefSeq and is a predicted model, not a curated record.